Messenger RNA from Marmota flaviventris (yellow-bellied marmot), 3819 nucleotides. It is a transcript of the gene Syde2, whose product is annotated as synapse defective Rho GTPase homolog 2. Gene Ontology annotation, cellular component: synaptic membrane. The record is from RefSeq and is a predicted model, not a curated record. Gene Ontology annotation, biological process: cell migration; regulation of Ras protein signal transduction; signal transduction. Lineage: Eukaryota; Metazoa; Chordata; Mammalia; Rodentia; Sciuridae. Gene Ontology annotation, molecular function: GTPase activator activity.
AGUGGAGAGGAGGAGGAGGAUGACGACGCCGACUACAACGCCGACUACUACGAGAACCUGCCCGGCGGCUCGCAAUCCGUGGCCGCGCCAGCGCCUGAGGGGGCGGAGGCGGAGCUGCGGCCCCCGCCUCCCCCUGCGGCGGGCUCCUCCUCGGGGGCGGAGGGCGGCAGCCUGGAGACGGGCAGGCUGCAAACCCAGUUGCGAGAGGCCUAUUAUCUGCUGAUCCAGGCCAUGCACGACCUACCCCCUGACUCAGGCACGCGGCGGGGCGGCGGGGGGUUGGCGGAUCGCGGUUGCCUCGCGGGAGCCGGGGCUCCUGGCCAGCUACCUUUCCCCCGCGGCGCUGAGGACUGCAGAGCCUGCCCCGGAGAUUGGGAGUUGGGAGGCGGCGACUGCCCUCAGCAGCAGGUGUCCCCGCCCUGGUCGCCUCCGAGGGAGCCUGAGGGAGUCCGGCCUCGGACUCCUCGAAUGAGGCUGUCCUGCAGCAGAAGCCUUGAGAGCCUCCCGGUGGGCUCCAAGCCUCUUCCUUUACAGCGGUGGCCGAGCGACAGCUGGAUCAGGUGCGGCGAGCGCGGGGACCCAGACGAGUCCCCGCCACGUGGAGGCGGGAUGGAAGGCUGGAGCGGGGGCAGCGCCCGGGCCGCAGCAUCUGCUGGCCUCUUGUCUCCGGGCUCCAAGGACCUCGGCAGCUCCUCGAGAAGUCCUUUCAGGCAUCCUGCGGGGCCCUCUGUGAUCCGCAGUGGUCAAGAAGACCGCCAGGAGGGCUCCCCCACCCUGAAGCCGUCCACAGUCACAGUCAAGAAGCUGCAGAAGUGGAUGUACAAAGGUCGCCUGCUGUCCCUGGGAAUGAAGGGUCGCGUUCGUGGGACACCUUCUAAAGUCCCGGUGGCGCAGGCUACUUCUCCUAACCUGGGCACUUUGAAAGUGCGUGAGAACCCCAUCCUCUCGGUGCCUCCCGAUCAAAGAAUUACAUUGACAGAUUUAUUUGAAAAUGUCUAUGGGUCUUCAAUGAAGAGAAGAGAAUCUGAAGAUCUGAAGGAUAAUAUUGAAUUCAGAGGUCAUAAGCCACUUAACAGUAUCACUGUUUCAAAAAAACGAAAUUGGUUAUAUCAAAGUCCUCUGAGAUCUCUUAAUCUGGAAGAAGAAAAUAGGAAAUGCCAAGAUAGGAGUCAUUUAUCUAUCUCACCUGUAUCUCUUCCUAAACAUCAGCUAUCACAUCCUUUCCUCAAAUCAUCUGAAGAAUACUGUACAUAUAUGGUGUGUAAUGCUACAAACUCAUCAUUAUCAAGAAACUGCUCUUCAGAUUUUAAUGAGGAAAAUGAUGCAGAUGAUGAAGGAGAAAUAUGGUACAAUCCCAUUCCUGAGGAUGAUGACCUUGGGGUAUCAAGUGCCUUGAGUUUCCAUGAGCCAAACCCUGCUCUUCUGAAGUUUCCUGCUGUCAGUUUGAGCAUAUUGUCUAGGAGUGACCUUACAAAAGCAGAGCAGCCUACUGAAGAUCUGUUGUGCUCUUCUGAACACAAAGGUGAUACUCAGACCACUCACUCAAAUGAAGUGAAUCCUAUAGAUUCCAUCCAUUCCACAGAAUGUAUGCAGCAGUACACGCAAAGGCUAGGACACAAGAUACAAGAAGGUUUAAUGGUGGAGGAUAGUCCGAUAUUGAAAUCUCCUUUUGCAGGUCCUGGAAUCUUAGCUGCUACAAGUAGGACUGAAUUGGGAGUUAUGGAACCAUCCUCUCCAAGCCCUAGCCCUGUGAAAAAAGGCAGUUCAAUUAAUUGGUCUUUACCAGAUAAAAUAAAAUCUCCACGAACUGUGAGGAAACUUUCCAUGAAAAUGAAAAGAUUGCCAGAAUUUAGCCGAAAGCUAGGUGUUAAGGGAACCCUGAAUUAUGUAAACAGUCCAGAUAAUUCUCCUUCCUUGUCUAAAUAUAACUGUCGAGAAAUUAAUCAUACUGUUAUUUUACCUUCUGGAAACACUACCACAGCUGCCAAGAGGAAUGUCAUAAGCCGGUACCAUCUUGAUACCACUGUAUCUUCUCAGCACAGCUACCAGAAGAAAACCUCCAUGAGUUUGAAGUAUUCCUGCAAAGGUGGUUACCUCAGUGAUGGAGACUCACCUGAACUUAUAACAAAAUCUAGCAAACAUGGAUCUGAAAGCAAAUUUGGAAAAGGAAAAGAAAUAAUUCCAAACAGUUGUAGUAAAAAUGAAAUAGACAUAGAUGCUUUUAGACAUUAUAACUUUUCUGAUCAACCCAAGUGUUCACAGUACAUAUCUGGGCUCAUGAGUGUGCAUUUCUAUGGUGCUGAGGAUUUAAAACCACCACGGAUAGAUUCAAAAGAUGUCUUUUGUGCAAUUCAGGUAGAUUCAGUAAACAAAGCAAGAACAGCUUUGCUCACAUGUCGAACCACAUUUUUAGACAUGGAUCACACUUUCAAUAUAGAAAUUGAAAAUGCACAACAUUUAAAACUAGUAGUAUUUAGUUGGGAACCCACUCCAAGAAAGAAUAGAGUAUGCUGUCAUGGAACUGUUGUUCUUCCCACCUUAUUCAGAGUAACAAAGACACAUCAAUUGGCUGUCAAACUUGAACCUAGAGGUCUUAUCUAUGUGAAAAUGACUCUUAUGGAACAGUGGGAAAAUUCUCUUCAUGGACUAGAUAAAAAUCGAGAAUCGGUAAUAUUUGGUGUUGACAUUCAAAAAGUUGUAGAAAAAGAAAAUGUAGGAUUGAUGGUGCCACUCCUGAUACAGAAAUGUAUUAUGGAAAUUGAAAAGAGAGGCUGUCAGGUAGUAGGCCUGUAUCGAUUAUGUGGUUCAGCAGCAGUCAAGAAAGAACUUCGAGAGGCUUUUGAGAGGGAUAGCAAAGCUGUUGUUCUAUGUGAAAACCAGUACCCAGAUAUAAAUGUAAUAACAGGUGUUCUUAAGGAUUAUUUAAGAGAACUUCCCUCUCCUCUGAUAACAAAGCAGCUUUAUGAGGCUGUAUUAGAUGCAAUGGUAAAAAGUCCUUUGAAAAUGUCAUCAAAUGGUUGUGAAAAUGACCCAGGUGAUUCUAAGUUCACUGUUGACCUGUUGAAUUGUCUGCCAGGUGUUGAGAAGGCAACCCUAAAGAUGUUGUUGGAUCAUUUGAAAUUGGUAGCUUCUCAUCAUGAAGUAAAUAAGAUGACCUGCCAGAAUUUGGCCGUGUGCUUCGGACCAGUAUUAUUAAGUCAGAGGCAAGAGACUUCCACCCAUAACAACAGAGUCUUUACUGAUUCAGAAGAACUUGCAAGCGCUUUGAAUUUUAAAAAACAUAUUGAAGUUCUUCAUUAUUUACUCCAACUCUGGCCAGUGCAACGUUUAACUGUCAGAGAAUCAACAGACAGUUUGUUCCCAGAGCAGUUGUCCUCUCUGAAUUAUUUGAGGCGGAAGAAAGAACGACCUCACGUGUUAAAUUUGAAUAGUAUUGAUUCAUCAGGAAUACUUAGACCAAGGCAGACCAGAUUAGACAGUCCACUUAGCAAUCGUUAUGCAGGAGACUGGAGCAGCUGUGGAGAAAACUACUCUUUAAAUACAAAAGAAAAUUUAAAUGAUGUGGAUUAUGAUGAUGUACCUUCAGAAGACAGAGAAAAUGGAGAAGAUUAUAGCAAAAUGAAUGGACCAGAAAUAAUGAUUGAACAGCCACUUCCUAUGUCCAAAGAGUGCACAUUCCAGACAUACUUGACAAUGCAGACCAUUGAGUCUACAGUGGAUCGAAAAGUUAAUCUCAAAGAUCUACAAGAAAGCAUUGAUACUUUGAUUGGCAAUCUGGAGCGUGAGCUCAACAAAAACAAGCUGAAUCUGAGUGUAUAA